Molecule: messenger RNA, 2649 nt
Organism: Microplitis mediator
Lineage: Eukaryota; Metazoa; Arthropoda; Insecta; Hymenoptera; Braconidae
Product: ATP-dependent RNA helicase DHX8-like
Exons: 1
Coding region: 222-2510 (762 amino acids)
Biological process (GO): spliceosomal complex disassembly
Cellular component (GO): catalytic step 2 spliceosome; intracellular anatomical structure
Molecular function (GO): ATP binding; RNA binding
Source: RefSeq, a predicted model, not a curated record
GAAACUACAAUGGACUAUAUAUAAUAUUAUAAUAUAUUGUUGAUAGAAUAAAACAACUGCAAUCGGCAACAUAUGUAUAUCAUAUAUAUGUAUAUAUAGAAUAUGAAACUGGAAUUUACAAGUGUCCGGUUGCUUACAAAGGAGCUCGUAUCCAGUUUGAAAUAAGCGUUAGUCGUAAAUUAUUCAGUAUUUUAAAUUAAUUAUUAAAUUAAUUACAAAAAAUGGAUACCGUUAAAUUGUUAAAAUUUUUUUCUGAUUACGAAGAUUCAAGUGCGAUUGUUGAAGCAGAACCGGCAUUUAUAAAAGUGUAUCGUGAAGAAAAUAAAGUGUCGGUUACUGAUAAAUUAAUCAAAAAUCCCAAUGGAUCUUUGGCGCAAGCGGCAGACCUGCAGUACACAUUUUUCCGGAAUCGUCAGAAGAGAAGUUUGAUGGAAUCAAAUUUUCAAAGCCUGCUGUUUGGUAGCAAACCUGAGGAAAAUCAGAACCUCGCAUCAUCUGCCAGUGUCCCGGACUUGGUGCAGCAGGCAAAGGCCUUGGAGCUGGAGGAAGAAUCAGCGGGACUUUUGAAUAGUUCUUCAAUUGAUCGCGAGAGUCUGCCGAUUUAUAAUAUGAAGGAUGAGUUGAUAAAAGCUGUAAGCAAAAAUCAAUUUUUGAUUAUUCUUGGGGAAACUGGGUCUGGUAAAUCGACCCAAGUCACUCAGUUUUUGGUAGAUGCUGGAUUUGGGGAAAAAGGGAAAAUAUGUUGCACGCAACCGAGAAGAGUCGCGGCGAGAUCGAUUGCUGAGAGAGUUGCUGAAGAGUUCGGGUGUCAUGUUGGCGAAGAGGUUGGCUAUGUAAUGCGAUUUGAUAAUUUCACAAGUGAUAAAACAAUUAUUAAGUAUGUUACUGAAGGUAUACUUCUGCGUGAAUGUAUUUCCCAUCCGGAUUUAAAGCCUUACAAAGUAAUAAUGCUCGAUGAAGCUCACGAGCGUACAAUUUAUACAGAUGUUUUGUUUGGAUUAUUAAAAAUAAUAGCCACUCGAAGAAGUGAUCUAAGGAUAAUAGUAACAAGUGCUACACUAAAUGCUACCAGAUUUUCCGAGUACUUUAAUGACGCCCCGAUUUUCAAAAUUCCUGGACGUACAUUUGAUGUCAAGGUAGACUUUUUGAAGUCACCUGAAUUGGAUUUCAUAGAAGCGACUUCAGCUGCUGUGCUGCGGAUCCAUCAGCAAGAACCACCGGGAGAUAUUUUGGUAUUUCUAACUGGUCAACAGGAGAUCGAGGAAGUCUGCAGGAUUCUUCGUAAGCGACUGGAGUCUCUGGGCCCAGAUGUCGGUGAGCUGGUGAUUCGUCCGGCGUAUGCCGCUUUGUCGUCCUCUCAGCUGAACGAAAUAUUUGAUCCCGUACCUGCAGGAUCACGCAAAGCUGUCGUGGCAACGAAUAUCGCUGAGACAAGUAUCACUAUCAAUGGGAUUUAUUAUGUCGUGGAUGCUGGCUUGGCCAAGCAGGUGGUUUUCAAUCCAAAGACAGAAAUAUGUUGUCUGCUGACGACACCCAUCAGCCAGGCUUCUGCGAUCCAGCGCGCGGGACGUGCAGGCAGAACUGGGCCAGGGAAAUGCUACAGAUUGUAUACUGAAAAGGCUUUUGAAGAAGAAAUGUGGUCUACAACUAUUCCAGAAAUAAAGAGGGUCAAUUUCUCGUCAACUUUGCUGCAGUUGCUGGCAAUUGACGUCUUCCGUUUGUCGUCCAGUGGUUUUAUGGAUUUUCCGUCCCGAGAUUUCAUGCUGCUCGCGCUCAAGACACUGCACAGUCUCAGAGCUGUUGAUGAAAAAGGAAUUACCAAUAUGGGGAAAAUGAUGGCAUCGUUUCCUGUAGAUCCCUGUCUUGCAAGAAUGCUAAUUAUGAGCGUACUUUUCAAAUGCUCUGAAGAAAUACUGACAAUAGUCAGUAUUUUCUCUGUAAUUGAUCACUUUCAGCGUUUCUUUUACCACCUGCCAGGUGACAAAGAAAAAGCGACUGAUGUGAAAAGUAGGAGAGAUAAAUUUGUAAACUCCGAUGGCGACCAUCUGACUUUUUUGGCUGCAUAUAACUUGUGGAAUGAAAGUGAUGAUGGUGAUGACUGGUGCUCGGAGAACUAUGUCAACCACAGCGUAUUAGUGUCGGCUCAAAAAAUUCGUAAGCAUUUGGCCGAGCUGAUGGAGAAACAUCAUUUUGAAGUCACAUCAGCAAAUAACAACAUGGAACCAGUUAAACUGGCCAUUUGCUCUGGACUGCUUCGCAACGUGGCAAGAUUGCAUGAUCUCAUCAUCAAGAGCUACUACCAAACUGUUGUCAGCAAUCAGCUGGUACACAUUCACCCGAGCAGUAUUUUAGCAGACAAAAAAGAAAAGUACUUGGUUUAUCACGAACUAUCACAAAUUCAAACCCAAAGAGUCUUCAUGAAGUAUGUGAUGGCUAUCAAGCCGCAGUGGGUCGCCGCGUUUGCUAAUUAUGAUUUUUCUAAAAUUGACUGGCUCAAUAUUCCCAUAUAAAUUUAUGUUUAUUACUUAUAAUAUUUAUGUGCAAACGUUUUCAAUAUUUUAUUUUCAUCUUUUGCUAGAUAAAUUUCUUUGUAAUGAUUUAUUACUAAUCAUUUUUCUAUAAAUAAAAUUUAAAUAAAUAUAUAUAUUC